CACAUACUGUGUUACAGCACAGUCCUAGCUGGCAUGUAGCUUUGCCGUGCGAGUGCUCCUUUGGGGUGAUUGUGACAUCAGGUGGAGCCAUGUCAGAGGCAGUUGAUGUGAGGAAAAUGCAUUGGUACGGCCACUAUCGACACACGGUGUUCAACAUGGUGCAGAGUUGUUUCGAGGAUGAUGGUGCCUCAGGCGUUGUCCUCAUCGGUAUUCAACCAACCCUGGAGAAUGUUAUGACAUGUGCCGAAUGGCCAUGCAUUAUGCAAGAUUUGCAGGCAGCAUUCGAGGAGAAAAAGGCACCCUUCUACCAGAAGGGCCAACGAAAGCUGGACUUUACCAAGAUCAACUUCAAGCGAAUUUCGAUUCAAGACCUGGGUGAGGAGCUCGAAGUGAGCACACGACGAAGCAAGCAGGCAAUCAUAGCCUCAUGCGCGGAAGACCAUUUUGAAGCGGCGGUGGCCGCCAUGAGAGCACACAACACCUCCACACCGGACGGAUGCGGAAAGGUGCGAAGGGCGUGGGCUACAGCCGAGGAUGUUUACGGUGGCCGAAACCAUCCUCCAAAGGCGGCUGGAUAUGCCCCAGAGGCCGACGUGAUGGAACGGAUGCAACGCCCGGACGUCCCAAGAUGAUCUCGGCAAAGGGGCACAGGAACCAACAAGAGCUGCAAGCACGAUCAAAUAUGAGAAGACUGAGUGUUUGGGUAUAUAAUUGGAUGAUGUUGUUAACAUCAGGUUUGCAAGACCUGGAUUCAGUGCGCUCAGGUGAAAUGAAAGAAAAGGAGCAAGCGCUGAAGGAGGCGCAGGAGGCACUGCGUGCAGCCCAAGCAUCCGAGCCUGCUUCGCCUGCAGAGCGGCAGGCAGUGAAAUCGCUGGGUCUUGAAGAUUUGACAGCGAGUGCCGAUUCUUCCAUGUAUUCGUCAAGAGGCCGUGUAUUCGUCAAAAGGUUAGAGCAGUCGCUGCAUUGAUCCCAAGCCUAUGAGAGUUCCGUUGGCCACUGUAGAUGAGGCAGCUCUUCAGCAGAGGUGGGCAGAAGUUUCAAAACAUAUCGCCAACUGGCUAUAUGGGCUAUGUGGUUUCUGUGCUGAACAAGGUGAUGGCUUGUUGGGUGAUGAAGGGUGAUUUGAUGAUGUCUGGUGUGGUGAAGUGUGGUGAAGUGGGGUGAUCUAGCGAGGUGACAUGUCGACAGCUCCCGGCUCAUGGCCUGGGACUGGAAGUCACACAGUUGGUUCCACGAUGGCACAAGGUAAGGACCACUCUUUGCUCCUUACGUUCUUGUUCAGCCGUCAGCGUUACGCUGUGUGUCAUGGCCGUGACCGCACAUGGAACAGAGGGGUUUGCUACUACCAGCUCUGACGAUCCUCAUCGCAGAUGCCUGUUUCGUCCACCUCCCGCCUCUCAAGUUGGACAGGUAGGAUCCACCUCAGUUUUCUCCAGUGCUUCAAAGGUCCAGUGCUUCAAGUACAGAGUUCAACCUCAUCUAGUCCACCCUGAGUCAACAUGUUUGUCGAUGCUUCCUUGAGCGAGUUGUUCAGAUUCAAGUUGUUGGAUAU
Molecule: messenger RNA, 1552 nt
Organism: Durusdinium trenchii
Lineage: Eukaryota; Dinophyceae; Suessiales; Symbiodiniaceae
Source: the annotation of a GenBank genome assembly